This is a messenger RNA of Rhopilema esculentum, 556 nucleotides long. RefSeq lists its product as uncharacterized. Gene Ontology annotation, biological process: cellular response to oxidative stress. Lineage: Eukaryota; Metazoa; Cnidaria; Scyphozoa; Rhizostomeae; Rhizostomatidae. Gene Ontology annotation, molecular function: glutathione disulfide oxidoreductase activity. The record is from RefSeq and is a predicted model, not a curated record. Gene Ontology annotation, cellular component: cytoplasm.
AUGGCACAUAAACAGCUCGUUGAUAAAAUGAUUGCAGAAAAUAAGGUGAUGGUCUUCUCAAAGACUUACUGCCCCUUUUGUAACAUGGCAAAAGAUGCGCUGAAGAAAGCCGGCCUAAGUAACUUCACGGUGCUAGAGUUAGAAGACAGAAGUGAUUGUUCUGAUAUUCAGGAUUAUCUCAAAAGCAAGACAGGCUCGAGAACAGUCCCUCAGGUUUUUAUUGCUGGAAAAUACAUUGGUGGUGGGUCAGAGUGUAAACAGUUGCAGUCUCAAGGAAAACUGAAGAAGAUGUUGCAGGAUGCUGGUGCUCUUUAAAAAGCAUAGAAGAACUAUUCUCUGGUGAUAAGGUGCUACUUUGAUUCACAUUUAAUUUUAUGUGUUUGUUCACAUCAUUGAAUGGCAUUCAAAAUUAUCUUAAGUAUCAUUGUGAAAAACAUGUCUCACCUUGUCAUAUUUCACAGAUUUUAUGUCUCAAUCCGUUGUGGUUAUUUCUAAUCAGCAUCUGAAAAUGUUUUAUUAGAUUAAUGUAUAUUUUUAAAAUAGAAAUAGACUAAAA